CUUGUGCACUUAAUGACCGGUGUCUCCUAAAUAGUGCAGAACGGUUUUCAGAUAUUUUUAGCAAUUUGUUUUCUAGAUCAUCACAACUAAUGAGGCCAGGAGACAGUCGGAUGUUCAGAGCUGGUAUCUGAUCUGAUUUACAGAUAUGCUGCUGUCCAACGAAGAAAAGAGCAAAGCUCCGCCCAUGUUCCUCUGCUUUAAGGUGGGGAAGCCAAUGAGGAAGUCCUUCGCCGCUGGUCGGACAUCUAGCCCCGCCCACUCGUACGUUGGCAGAGGGCGGCAACCAGAAUAUUGGUUUGCUGUGCCUCAAGAGAGAGUGGACCACCUUUACUCGUUCUUCAUCCAGUGGUCUCCAGACACUUAUGGGAAAGACGCUCAGGAGCAGGGCUUCGUGGUCGUAGAGAAAGACGAGCUCACCAUGAUCGACAACUUCUACAGUGACCCGGUUCCUCGCAGCUGGGAGAUCAUCACGAUUAAUGAGGCCAAGCGACGCCAGAGCUUCAGCUUCGAGGACGAGGAACCUCUAGAUCUUCUUCCUGUGCUGAUGGACCCCAGUGCUCUUCUGGAAGACACGCACAUUGAGAAGUUGUCCACUCGUUUGCCGGCCCGUGUUCAGGGUUAUCCGUGGCGUCUGGUCUACAGUACGGUGGUACACGGAACCAGCCUGAAAACCCUGUACAGGAACCUGAUGGAGCUGGACUGCCCUGUGCUGAUGGUCAUCAAAGACAUGGACAACCAGAUUUUUGGAGCGUUUUCCACUCACCCUUUCCGACUGAGUGAGCACUAUUAUGGGACAGGAGAGACCUUCCUCUACAGCUUCUGCCCAGAGAUCAAGGUUUACCGCUGGAAGGGUGAAAACUCAUACUUUGUGAAAGGAAACACGGAUUCCCUUCAGAUCGGCGGAGGAGGGGGUCAUCUGGGCCUGUGGCUGGAUGCCGACCUUUACCAUGGCACCACGUCCAAAUGCUCCACCUUCAACAACCUGCCACUAUCCUCCGAACAGGACUUCACCAUCCAAAACCUGGAGGUGUGGGCCUUCGAAUGAGCGCAUGCUAACGUACCCACGCCACGCUCACGACAUGAUGACUUGAUGUCUACUUGACGCUUUAUCCCGAACUGUGCAAGGCUGUUCGUGUGAAUCCGGCCGACAUGGUUUUACUUGGUUUCUCCUGGUCUGAGCACGGAGAGAGAAUUUCGUGGCAGCGAUGCCGCCCACAGCUAUCCCAGCAUGCAAUAUGUUCUCCUGCUGAAAUAUAACCAAUAUAUUAACACAUAUACGUGUAUGUGAAUGGCGAGGACUGUGUACGAUAUUCGGGAAGCGUUCAAAGCCGAAGACGUAUUCGGUGGCCAGAUCUGUCGCUUUGAGGCCAGUCUCUCAAAUCGUAAUUUUUGUUUACAUCGUGGCGAUUUGAUGCGUUUAGUUGGUGUAUUUUCACAUUCAUAUUUUCACAAUGCCAAUAUGUCCACAAAUUGAUUUUGUUGACCAAAGCAUUUUAUUUGCCUUGUUCUCCAGUUUUUAUAUUUCGUUUUUUUCUUUUUCUAUUUGAGUGUUUUCU
Molecule: messenger RNA, 1556 nt
Organism: Sinocyclocheilus rhinocerous
Lineage: Eukaryota; Metazoa; Chordata; Actinopteri; Cypriniformes; Cyprinidae
Product: nuclear receptor coactivator 7-like
Exons: 7
Coding region: 146-1045 (299 amino acids)
Biological process (GO): regulation of transcription by RNA polymerase II; response to oxidative stress
Cellular component (GO): nucleus
Source: RefSeq, a predicted model, not a curated record